Molecule: messenger RNA, 1329 nt
Organism: Dunckerocampus dactyliophorus (ringed pipefish)
Lineage: Eukaryota; Metazoa; Chordata; Actinopteri; Syngnathiformes; Syngnathidae
Product: keratin, type I cytoskeletal 13-like
Exons: 8
Coding region: 33-1286 (417 amino acids)
Molecular function (GO): structural molecule activity
Source: RefSeq, a predicted model, not a curated record
UACUCUGCACUGAGCAGCAGCACGAAAACAUCAUGACCUCCACCUUCAUCUCGCGCUCCUCUGCCAGGUCCGUCAGAACCGGCUCUGCCAUGGGUGGAGGCCGCGUGAUGGCCAUGAGAGCUGGUAGCGUUUACGGUGGCGCAGGAGGUUCCGAUGUCCGCAUCUCAUCUGCGAGCAUGGGCGGUGGCUUCUCCUCAUUCAGCAUGGGCGGUAGCGACGCCGUCUUAAUCGGCAACGAGAAGUUCACCAUGCAGAACCUCAACGACCGACUAGCGUCUUACCUGGACAAGGUCCGCUCCCUGGAGAAGGCCAACGCCGAAUUGGAGCUGAAGAUCCGCCAGUUCCUGGAGAGCCGGGUUGGUCCUGCCACCAGAGACUACGCCGCAUACUUUGCCACCAUCAGCGAUAUCAACGCCAAGAUCCAGGACGCCACCAGGCUCAACGGCGCCGUCCACCUGAGCAUCGACAACGCCAGGUUGGCAGCUGAAGACUUCAAAACCAAAUUUGACAACGAGCUCGCCAUGCGCCUAUCGGUGGAGGCCGACAUCGGUGGACUGCGUCGGGUUCUGGACGAGCUGACGCUGACCAGAACUGACUUGGAGAUGCAGAUUGAAGGCCUGAAGGAGGAGCUGAUCUUCCUGAAGAAGAACCACCAAGAGGAGCUGCUAGCCUUGCGUGCACAGAUGAGUGGGCAGGUGCACGUGGAGGUGGAUGCCGCCCCAGCUCCGGACCUGUCUGCAGUCAUGGCUGAAAUCAGAGAACACUACGAGGCCAUCACAGCCAAAAACCACAGAGACCUGGAGAGCUGGUUCCAGGCCAAGACGGAGGCGCUGAACAAGGAGGUGAUGUCACAGACAGUCAGCUUGCAGACAUCCAGGUCAGAGGUGACAGAGGUCAAACGUACGCUGCAGUCCUUGGAGAUCGAACUGCAGUCCAUGUUGGGCAUGAAAGCAUCUCUGGAGGGAACGUUGGCAGAGACGCAGAGCCGCUACGCCAUGAUGCUGUCAGGUUUCCAGAUGCAGGUGUCCUCGCUGGAGGAGCAGAUCAUGCAACUGAGGGCCGACUUGGAGCGCCAGCGUCAGGAGUAUCAGAUGCUGCUGGACAUCAAGACCCGGCUGGAAAUGGAGAUCGCAGAAUACCGCCGGCUGCUGGAGGGCGAGACCAUCAGCAGCGCUUCCUCAUCAUCCACCAGCAGCAAGCGUGUGGUGACGGUGGUCGAACAGGUGGUCGACGGGAGGGUGGUGACCUCGUCCUCCUCAUCCUCAUCCUCCUUCCUGUCUCGCUGACAUCAUGAUCAAAGUCUCCAACAAUAAAGACCUCAGCUGAUGA